CAUUUGCACAGUGCACACCCCGAGUGCACACCAUGUGCUAUAUUUUCUUUGAAAUAAACUUUAAUAAGUUAGUCAAUUGAAAAGCGAAGUGUUUCACUACAAUGUUGUAAGUAAUUAGCCAAUUAUAAGCUAAGUAUUGUUUCAAUCUGUUUUCACUGGAAAAAAACAAACAACGCAAAGCGCAAGGGUCAAAGUCCUUUUAAUGGUUUACGACCAAAGUAUUCAUUUUCAAAGUCUUCACAAAUAAUUAAAACGAAAAAAGAAAAACAUUCUUCUGCAUAAAAUAAUUUAUAGCGCAUAAGCAAGUUCGCCAGUUUGAAGUUUGCUACUAAUAACGAAUUCAUAAUCAUAAAUAUCUAAUAAUUCACUUUUUUACUAAUCGUUCAUUUCGUCGUGCUAGCCGUUUCCUGACGUUACAAGUACGUAGACGUACACAUACAGAGCCAAAACCCUGGUGAAAAACUGCAGCGAUCUUCGUGUACAGUUAGAGUUGUUCCGGUAAAUUUAUGAAAUGCAGAAAUUGCAAAGCAUAGAGUUAGACCCAAGAGAUAAACUAGGACAAGGAGGUUUCGGUUCAGUGUUUAACGGGAAAUUUGGAGGAAAAGAAGUUGCCGUGAAAAGAGUUGAAUCAAUCGAAACUGACGAACGAGAAGAAGAUGCUCUAAAGAAGUUAAAUCACAUGAACGUCGUCAGACUCUAUCACGUCGAAAGUGACAAUGCAUUCAAGUACUUUGCUUUAGAAUUGUGUAAAGCAUCAUUGGAUCAACUGUUUCUUGAUGAGAGCAAUCCCAAAAAGUAUACAGGACCGUCAUUACCUCACCAUUUCACAGUUUUGUUGCAGUUGGCUUCUGGUCUCGAUCACAUCCAUUCAAAAAACUUAAUUCAUCGAGACAUUAAACCAGAAAAUGUUCUCAUUUCCGUUGGCUCUGAUGAUCAAAAGGUAACAAUGAAAUGGGCCGAUUUUGGGCUUUCCAAACCAGUGAAUGAAAGAGGAACAUUCUCAAUGAGCGGAAUAAAGGGAACAACGAAUUGGAUGGCACCAGAACUGCUUAAAGGGUACAGUGCUGGACACAGAAGUAAUGCCAUGCCAACAAGAGGAACAAUCAAAAGCGACAUAUUUGCAGAGGGACUCGUUUUCGGCUAUUAUCUGGGAAAAGGAGUACAUCCGUUUGGUUCAAAUCGUCUAAAAAUCCCUUCAAACAUUGAAAAAGGAAAACCAGUCAAUAUGGAGAACAUUCAACCUUCCUCUGCUUGCGAGAUGAUUAUAAAAAUGUUGGAAAACAAUCCUGAAAACAGAAUUACAUCACCGGAAAUCGUCCUGCGACUAGAAAAACUAAAGAAAGAGAUGGAAAUCGAAUUAUUCAAAUUAUUGGAAGCACCAAAUGUAGACCUGAAAGAAGUCAAAGCUCUGAUAGACGAAGGUGUCGAUAUCAAUUGCUUUAAUGAAGAAGGAUGUACUCCAUUUCUUUAUCUUAUUAAGAGAUGCAGCACGAAAGACAAUUUAAAAGAGACAGUGCAGUUCUUUAUCGAAAACAAUAUCGAUGUUAACAUCAAAGACAAAGACGAGAGGAACGCCCUUCAUUUCUUGUGCAUGUUUUACGGAAAAGAGGAUUUGAUUGACUUAAUUCAAAUGUUGGUUCGACGCGGAAUUGUCGUCGACUCAACAGACAACGAAGGACAAAAUGCUCUUCAUUUGUUGUGCGAACAUUACAAAAAAGAUAAUAUAAAAGCCAUAAUUGCAAUUUUGAUUGAUAAUGGAAUAGAUGUCAACAGUUACACCAAGGAAAAAUGGAAUGCCCUUCAUAUUUCAUGCAAACAUUACCAGAGAGAAAAUUUGAUCGACGUAGUUAAACUGCUAAUUGAAAGAGGAAUCGACGUAAAUUUAAAAAACAACUUCGAAGAUACCGCUCUGCAAACACUGUGUCGAAAUUAUCGAUACGGUAAAUGGAUUGGGAUAAUUCGAAUGCUGAUUCAAUGCGGAACGGAUGUCAACAAUAGAACCAACAAAGGAUGGAAUGUACUACAUACGAUAUGCAAUGCAAAAUAUCAAGAACUUGACUUAAUUGAAGAAAUUCGGCUCUUAAUCGAUCAUGGAAUUGACGUGAAGUCGAUUAACGACGGCGGCUGGAAUGCCCUUCAUAUUUUAUGUCAGAAUUACAAGAAAGAAAAUUUAAUUGAAAUUAUUCAAAUUUUUAUCCAAAACGGAAUUGACGUCAACUCUAAAAAUAAAGACGGCUGGAAUGCCCUUCAUAUUUUAUGUCAGAAUUACAAGGAGGAAAAUUUAAUUGAAAUUAUUCGCCUUUUUAUUCAAAACGGAAUCGACAUCAACUCAACUAACGACAGCGGCUGGAAUGUCCUUCAUACGUUAUGCCAUAAUUACAAGAAAGAAAGCUUAAUUGAAGUUAUUCGCCUUCUAAUUCAAAAUGGAAUCGACGUCAACUCGGCAAACGACGACGGGUGGAAUGCAUUGCAAAUUUUGUGCCAAAACAACAAAAAUGACAAUUUGAUAUUCGUCUUUUUAUUCAACAGAAAAUUGACGUCAACUGCAAGAACAAAAAAAGGUGGAACGUUCUUCAAUUGUUAUGUAAAAACUAUUCCAACGAUAACCUCAUCAACAUUGUCCAACUUCUAAUCGAAAACAAAAUUGAUGUCAAUCACACGGCAAACGAAGGAAAUGCACUUCAUUUACUGUGUAAAUAUUAUCCAAAUGGAAAUAUUAUCGACAUAUUCCAGCUUUUAAUUACCAACGGAAUAGUCGUGAAAUGGAAUGGCGUCGAUCCGAGAAUCUUAAUCCGUCAAAACCGCAAUCAAGAAAAUAACAGCAGUGCCCUUCAAUUUCUUAAUCGAUAUUUGUAGUUCAGAUAAGAGUGACAAACACUUUAAUUUCCAUGGUAAAAAAUUAAAUCGGCUAGAAGCGAAAUUGAUCGUAAUUUAAUUCCUCGAUAAACAUAUGUUUAUUUGAGCCGAGAUUAUAAAAAAAAAUUUGAAUAUUGAACGAAAU
Messenger RNA from Daphnia pulicaria, 3001 nucleotides. Its product is annotated as putative ankyrin repeat protein RF_0381. Gene Ontology annotation, molecular function: RNA endonuclease activity; protein serine/threonine kinase activity; ATP binding. The coding region runs from base 512 to 2632 and encodes 706 amino acids. The transcript is spliced from 4 exons. Gene Ontology annotation, cellular component: IRE1-TRAF2-ASK1 complex. The record is from RefSeq and is a predicted model, not a curated record. NCBI's taxonomy places the organism in Eukaryota, Metazoa, Arthropoda, Branchiopoda, Diplostraca, Daphniidae. Gene Ontology annotation, biological process: protein phosphorylation; intrinsic apoptotic signaling pathway in response to endoplasmic reticulum stress; IRE1-mediated unfolded protein response.